CGGAUACCAAUUUUUUUGUUUUUGAUGCACGUCUCGACAUCUUCUACAGUCUACCAGAGGCACUUUUUCACCUACGAAACAAUGCCGUCUCGCUCUCGAGAUCACCACCACGACGAUAUUUCCUUACACCAUGCAAAUUAACCAACCAAUCUCUGCCUCGCACUUGUCAUUCCCUUUGUCCAUCCGUGACCGCUUAUCUCCACGCACGCUGAUUUAUUUAUAUGUCUGUCUCACCUCUAUCCAUGGAAUUUUAUAUACCCUGUUCUUUUCUUUUCUUUUCUUCCUACGAAUGACAUUGAUCUUGAUUAUUACCCUCACACUCUCUCCCUUCUUAUAUGUCUCCUUUCUCUACUCUCUUCACAUUUCAUACGAUAUCGUCUUUUAGUUCUCUCUAUUCUGGUAGAUACUUUUAUGUUAUCUAACCUAGGUUAGGUUAGGUUAGCAUAACUUAGGUUAGAAUUCAAAUGGAUAUAUAUAUUAUGAUGGAAAUGUCAG
Messenger RNA from Aspergillus vadensis CBS 113365, 495 nucleotides. RefSeq lists its product as uncharacterized. Bases 131 to 385 code for a protein of 84 amino acids. The transcript has a single exon. The record is from RefSeq and is a predicted model, not a curated record. Lineage: Eukaryota; Fungi; Ascomycota; Eurotiomycetes; Eurotiales; Aspergillaceae.